Molecule: messenger RNA, 2636 nt
Organism: Microtus ochrogaster (prairie vole)
Lineage: Eukaryota; Metazoa; Chordata; Mammalia; Rodentia; Cricetidae
Gene: Cdk8
Product: cyclin dependent kinase 8
Biological process (GO): protein phosphorylation
Cellular component (GO): nucleus
Molecular function (GO): protein serine/threonine kinase activity; ATP binding
Source: RefSeq, a predicted model, not a curated record
GCUCGGGGGCUGCGGCUGCCGCUGCCGCGCGGCCCGAUCUCACCGCUGCCCUCGGCCCCCCACCCCAGCACCCCGGCCUCGGAGGCUGUGACAAUGGACUAUGACUUUAAAGUGAAGCUGAGCAGCGAACGGGAGCGGGUCGAGGACCUGUUUGAAUACGAGGGCUGCAAAGUUGGUCGAGGCACUUACGGGCACGUCUACAAGGCGAAGAGGAAAGAUGGGAAGGACGAUAAAGACUAUGCUUUAAAACAAAUAGAAGGAACUGGAAUCUCAAUGUCGGCAUGCAGAGAGAUAGCAUUACUUCGAGAGCUUAAGCACCCAAACGUCAUCUCUCUUCAGAAGGUGUUUCUGUCUCAUGCUGAUCGGAAAGUAUGGCUUCUCUUUGACUAUGCUGAACAUGACCUCUGGCAUAUAAUUAAGUUUCACAGAGCUUCAAAAGCCAACAAGAAGCCAGUUCAGUUACCUCGGGGAAUGGUGAAGUCACUGUUGUACCAGAUCCUAGAUGGGAUUCAUUAUCUUCAUGCCAACUGGGUGUUACACAGGGAUUUGAAACCUGCUAAUAUUUUAGUUAUGGGUGAAGGUCCUGAGCGAGGAAGAGUAAAAAUUGCUGACAUGGGCUUUGCCCGAUUAUUUAAUUCACCUUUGAAGCCUUUAGCAGAUUUGGAUCCAGUGGUUGUAACAUUCUGGUACCGAGCUCCAGAAUUACUCCUUGGAGCACGACAUUAUACCAAAGCAAUUGAUAUUUGGGCUAUAGGGUGUAUAUUUGCAGAACUACUAACGUCAGAACCAAUAUUUCACUGUCGACAAGAGGACAUCAAAACUAGUAAUCCUUAUCACCAUGACCAGCUGGACAGAAUAUUCAAUGUAAUGGGAUUCCCUGCAGAUAAAGAUUGGGAAGAUAUAAAAAAGAUGCCCGAACAUUCAACAUUAAUGAAAGAUUUCAGAAGAAAUACGUACACCAACUGCAGCCUUAUCAAGUAUAUGGAAAAGCAUAAAGUUAAACCUGAUAGUAAAGCAUUCCACUUGCUCCAGAAGUUGCUCACUAUGGACCCAAUAAAGCGAAUUACCUCAGAGCAGGCCAUGCAGGACCCCUACUUCCUAGAAGACCCACUUCCCACGUCAGAUGUUUUUGCCGGUUGUCAGAUCCCUUACCCCAAACGAGAAUUUUUAACAGAAGAAGAACCUGAUGACAAAGGAGACAAAAAGAACCAGCAGCAGCAGCAGGGCAAUAACCACACUAAUGGAACUGGCCAUCCAGGGAACCAGGACAGCGGCCACACACAGGGGCCACCCUUGAAAAAAGUGAGAGUUGUCCCUCCUACCACUACCUCAGGUGGACUCAUCAUGACCUCCGACUAUCAGCGUUCCAAUCCACAUGCUGCUUAUCCCAACCCUGGACCAAGCACAUCACAGCCCCAGAGCAGCAUGGGAUACUCAGCUACCUCCCAGCAGCCUCCACAGUACUCACAUCAGACACAUCGGUACUGAGCCGUGCUGGAGUCUGUCAGUGCACUGUUGCUCAUGCUGCAGGGCUGGCUGCAGCCCUCUGCGGGAACCUGGUGUGGGCCAUGAGAAUGUACUGUACAACCACAUCUUCACAAUGUCCAGUAGCCAAGUUCCACCAGUUGUCACAGAUUGGGGUGGUAGCUUCCAGGUUGUACCUAAGUUUGGAGUUAGACUUGAAAAGAAAAGUGCUAGCACAGUUGUGUCGUGGGUUUGCUACUUCCAUAGUUUACUUGACAGGGUUCAGACUGACCAAGCAUAGUUUUCAGUGACAGUCUGUAGCAGUUGAAGCUGUGAAAUGUGCUAGGGCAAGCAUUUGUCCUCGUGUGUGGUGACUUUCAGUGUAACAGCGUUAUCUGACCAAUAGUACACAGAGAUGUAAGGUAAGGUUUAACUGGUACUUGAAACACAGAUUAUGUUAACAAAAUAACUGAGACUUAAAAGAUUAUUUUGGUACACCUUUCUUUUUAGUGUCUUAUCAAUGGGUUGAUUCGUCUUCUACAGAAAUCAGUGUUUUAUGACCAAGAAUAUUGCUUGGAUUGUUUUGAAAGUACAAAAGAACGACAUAGUUUCUACUGACAGGUCUCAGAACUCCCAAAGAUUAAUUUCCAACUUAGAGGUUUGUUUUUAUUUUCAACCUAUGACUUGACUGGUCUUAAAGCUGCUAUUUGAUAGUAAUUAAAUAUGUUGUCAUUGAUAUAAACCUGUUUGGUUCAGCAAACAAACUAAAAUGAUUGUCACAGACAGUGUUUUAUUUUUCUCGUUGGUGUUGCUGAUUUGUGAGCAUGCUUUCAAAUGAAAAAAGCAUGAGUGGUAACCUCCUUAAAAAGGCACGGCAUCCAAUUCACAUUCUUUGUCCUGAGUUUAAAGCUGGUUAGUGUAGUGCUAUUAAGAUUUUAUUCAGUUGACUUUCUUUUUAAAAAGUUGUUCGCACAUUUUUUUAGGGUGCCCUUACUUCAGCAAAGGAGAAGGAGUAGGAGAGCCUUAGAAUUUUUGAGGGGAAAAUAAAAAGCUAUAACAUACAACGUACUGUAUCAAACUAUUUUACAUGAAUGACACAAGUAUUCUGAAUAAAAAAUUGAACAUUGUUAAAAACAAGGUGUUAUGUAAUAAAUUUAUUUUUCAUAAAUCAA